Molecule: messenger RNA, 1998 nt
Organism: Marmota monax (woodchuck)
Lineage: Eukaryota; Metazoa; Chordata; Mammalia; Rodentia; Sciuridae
Gene: Dbndd1
Product: dysbindin domain containing 1
Exons: 4
Coding region: 122-598 (158 amino acids)
Biological process (GO): negative regulation of protein kinase activity
Cellular component (GO): cytoplasm
Source: RefSeq, a predicted model, not a curated record
CCGGCUGCUGCCCCGAUGCGCUGUGCCUGGAUCCCGGGCCGAGUCGCCGCUGCAGCUGUUGGGGCGCCCCGGCCGGGUGACGCCGCCUCCGCCUGCGCCCCUCCCAGACCCCGCUAGCCGCAUGGAGCCCCCGGAGGGCGCUGGUCCUGGAGAGAUCAUUAAGGAGGCAGAGGUGCCACCGGCUGCCCUGGGUGUCCCAGCUCAGGGAACAGAGAGCAGUUGCCAUACUCCUGUGGCUGAGGAGGAGGUGGGCAUCCCGAUACCAGCACCAGGGCUCUUGCAGGUCACAGAGAGGAGGCAGCCCCUGAGCAGCGUCUCCUCUCUGGAGGUCCAUUUUGACCUUCUGGAUCUCACCGAGCUGACAGACAUGUCAGACCAGGAGCUGGCCGAGGUCUUUGCCGACUCUGAUGAUGAGAACCUGACCAGUGAAGCUCCAGCAGGUCUACACCCGCUGCCUAGGGCUGGCUGUCUGCGUUCCCCCUCUUGGACGAAGACAAGGGCUGAGCAGAACCGUGAGAAGCAGCCCCUCAGCGACCCAGAGCGACAGGCUGCCAUUGUGGACACAUUUCUCACCGUGGAAGGACCCAAGGAGGAUUAGGCCAGUUCCAUCUGCUCCAGAGACACCACAGGGCUGAGGCUCGACCACCACCAGGGUGGCAAAGCAAGACACUUCAGACCCAGGACACGCUCCGCCCCUCCACCCUCCCCAUAAGGCUCCUGACAGCAGGUCAGGGUAGGGUUGCCAGGGCAGGCCUCAGGUCACCCCAGCACAAGCACAGCCCAGUGGCCUUACAUCCAGCUGGUUUCUGGACCCUGGAACAGGGACCAUACCACCUGGAGUCACUGCUUGAGGAUGAAGCAAAGAAUGAACAAUGGUGGCCUAAACCUUCUGGAAACUUCCGUCUAUAGGAGCAAUGCUCUUUGUCUGUCAAAAGAUUCCCCAGUAUGCUUGGGGUGAGGGGAAUCCAAGCCUGUGAGAGCCACUCCAAAACCCCCUGGGGUCUCCAAUCUCAGCAUCUCUUCAUGCCACCAUGCUUGGAAGCCACAGUGGGUUUGGCAGUGGCUCCUGGGUCACUACACCGCCCCCAGCCAAACAUGGGGGGAGGCUCAGUCCAGAAAACCUCCACCUUGAUUUCAACCUUGUCCCUUCCCCUCUGUCCAAGGAAGGCAUGUUGGUACCAGGUCCCCCCGGCCCAGGUAACCCUCUACAACUUGUGCCUGCUUCUCUUGUCCCUGGGUAUGACAGCCUGGGGCUGAGGGCCUGGCCCACCUCCUCUUUAGCUUAGAACACCAAAUAUUGCCAGACUGCCUCAGAACCUCAGCACCACCUCCCAGACUGCUCGAGGGGGAGCGGCUCGCCCUCUCCCAUCCCACAUCUAUUACAAGGGCACCUAGUUUUGUCUGUUUUCCACAUCCCACUGCCCAGCCGCAGCACAGCCUAUCAAACACACUCUGUGACCCUGGGACUGGAUCCUGGGAAUAUUCCAAGGAGGGGCAGGGGAAGUAGGGCCAACAGGCCUACUCUCUCUGCUGUGGGGAUGUCCUAGGCACCCAACCCAGCUGCUCCCAAAAUUCCUUUUUAUGUGCGAAGAGACCCAGAAUAGUCUUCUGGUCUGAGUGUGAAUCAAAGACUGGUUUUGAAAAAAACUGUAAGCUUGCUCUGUGUCCCCCAGUCAACCUGCCCUGCCCUGCUCCACACUGAAGUGUUUCUGGGGAAGGAAGACAGGCCCUUGGUCUUCUGCCAUGUGCUGGGGACAUCCAGGAGGCUCCCACUUCCGAUCCUUCACCCCACCUCCAUGUACUAUUGGCCUCUGAAGGAAAGUCCACUUCCUGCCUGACCAGGUCUCUGAUUUCCAGUGGAAAAGAACUGAGCAGCUAUCUCUUUCACCUCAUAAAGGCAGCUGUGUGCCCCAGGGUCUCCCUCCCCACUUCCCACCCUUUCUGCUGCAGCCACGGGGGGGCACGCUGAGUGGGAUUAAAGUUCCGCCACCCUCUGAA